Molecule: messenger RNA, 1001 nt
Organism: Condylura cristata (star-nosed mole)
Lineage: Eukaryota; Metazoa; Chordata; Mammalia; Eulipotyphla; Talpidae
Gene: CCDC137
Product: coiled-coil domain containing 137
Exons: 5
Coding region: 1-687 (228 amino acids)
Source: RefSeq, a predicted model, not a curated record
AUGGGGCUGGGGCGCCGGGGCGGGUCCCGCUCAGCCCUCCUGCUGUUGAUCCCUCAGGAGCCGGGCGCCAGCCCCGCCCCGCCCCUGAGGUCCCCCUCUGGCUCAGCCCAGGCGGCCUGCAGGAGGUCCGCGGAGGCGGCCAAGGGAGCCGAGCCCGACAUCGCCGUGCCCCAGUUCAAGCGGAGGAAGCGGGAGUCGGAGCGGGCAUACGUGCGCCGCAUGGCCCAGGAGGCGCGGCACGUGCUCUUCCUCACCCAGAACCAGGCCCCGCGGCGGCCGGAGGCGCAGGCAGCACCCCGCGAGAAGUCUGCUGGGAAGAAAGCGUUCCAGAAGCGUAAGCUGGACAGGAUACAGCGGCGGAGGGAAGAGAAGGCAGCAGAGAGGCUGGAGCAGGAGCUGCUCAGAGACCCAGUGCAGUUUGGCGAGGUGGCCCUGCAGCCCCCGGAGCUGACGGCCAAGCCCAGGACCAGCACAAGCAGGGACCAGGCCGGCCGCGGAUCGCUGGCGCUGGCGGGGCUGCUGAGCCCGGGGCGCGGGGCCCGACCGCAGAGCGCUUCGCUGGCCCGGCAGCGCAUCUUGGGCGAGGAGAGAGCGCGGGCAGUGCAGGCCUACCGGGCGCUGCGGCAGCGGCGGACUCUGUCACUAGGGUCCCUCCCCACUGGGAAGGCACAGGGCACACAGCUGUGACACCGCACCCCCCCAGCCUCUGGGGGUGGCCACCCCACCACCUUGCUCCCAGCAUCCGCUCUGGCGACCCGGCUGCCCCAAGUGGGCCAGCCCUGGAACUUGGCUGGCACAGAAGGAGCCCAGGAGGGGGCUGCUGUGCUGCAGGACACUGUUCAGGUGCCCUGGCUCGGCGCUGCCCGCGUGUCCAUCCUGUGCAGAAACCCAGGUCAAGCUGGAAGCCUGCCGCGGCUCAGGAGGCCUCCGCGCCUGUCUGCUCAAGUGUAGUGCACACAUGGCUGUUUCCUGGGCUUUUAAUAAAAAGUUGCACUUCGGGG